Messenger RNA from Hordeum vulgare subsp. vulgare (domesticated barley), 2177 nucleotides. RefSeq names its product cationic amino acid transporter 6, chloroplastic-like. NCBI's taxonomy places the organism in Eukaryota, Viridiplantae, Streptophyta, Magnoliopsida, Poales, Poaceae. The transcript has 4 exons. The record is from RefSeq and is a predicted model, not a curated record. Gene Ontology annotation, biological process: amino acid transport; transmembrane transport. Gene Ontology annotation, cellular component: plasma membrane. The coding region runs from base 254 to 1939 and encodes 561 amino acids. Gene Ontology annotation, molecular function: amino acid transmembrane transporter activity.
GGCCUUGAACCAGAAGCCGCAGCCUCCAUGGAAGCAAAGCAAAGCAAAGCUCAGCUUCCCCCCGCGGCACGCUCGCCGCUGUCACUCGCGGCCGGGCACGCGCUCUCGGCUUCACUGCCCACCGUCCAAAUAACUAAUAGCUAAAACAAGAACGCUAGCUGAACUAUUGAUUGAUGAACGCCGGUGUAUAAAUACUACCCUCCGUGACGGCCGAGCUUGCCUGCCACCACACACCAAGAGCAAAGGAGGACCGAUGGCGCUGCGCGACGUGCUGCUGUCGGUGGCGCAGACGCCGCACCGGCUGCGGCGGAGGGCGCUGGUGACGUGGACGCCGGCGCAGGAGCUCAACGAGGUGCGCGACCGGUCGGGCGCGCGCAUGGCGCGGCGGCUCGAGUGGUACGACCUCGUGGGGCUCGGCGUGGGCGGGAUGCUCGGGGCCGGCGUCUUCGUCACCACCGGCAGGGUGGCCCGCGACACGGCCGGCCCCGCCGUGUUCGCCUCUUACGUCGUCGCCGGCGUCUCCGCGCUGCUGUCCUCCUUCUGCUACGCCGAGUUCGCCGUCCGCGUCCCCGUCGCCGGCGGCGCCUUCAGCUACCUCAGGGUAACCUUCGGCGAGUUCGUGGGGUUCUUCGGGGGCGCCAACAUCCUAAUGGAGUACGUGCUGUCGAACGCGGCGGUGGCGAGGAGCUUCACGGACUACCUGGCGUCGACGUGCGGCGUCACGGAGCCCAACGCGUGGAGGGUCGAGGUGGAGGCCAUCGCCAAGGGCUACAACGCGCUCGACUUCCCAGCCGUCGCGCUCAUCCUCCUCCUCACCGCAUGCCUCUGCUACAGCACCAAGGAGAGCUCGACGCUGAACAUGGUGCUCACGGCGUUCCACCUGCUCUUCUUCGCCUUCAUCAUCGUGGCCGGCUUCUGGAACGGCAGCGCGCGCAACAUGGUGACGCCCGACGGGCUGGCGCCCUACGGCGUCCGGGGCGUCCUCGACGGCGCGGCCGUCGUCUACUUCAGCUACAUCGGCUACGACUCGGCGUCCACCAUGGCCGAGGAGAUCAGGGACCCCGCCCGCGCGCUGCCCGUCGGCAUCGCCGGCUCCGUGCUCAUCGUCUCCGCGCUCUACUGCCUCAUGUCCGUCGCGCUCUGCGUCAUGCUGCCCUACACCGACAUCGCCGAGAGCGCGCCCUUCUCGUCGGCCUUCAGGGACAAGGCCGGGUGGAGGUGGGCGAGCAGCGUCGUCGGGGCCGGCGCCAGCAUCGGCAUCGUCGCCUCGCUGCUGGUGGCCAUGCUGGGGCAGGCGAGGUACCUGUGCGUCAUCGCCAGGGCGAGGCUGGUGCCGGCGUGGCUCGCCAAGGUCCACCCUUCCACCGGCACCCCUAUGAACGCAACCAUCUUUCUAGGACUCUGCACGGCAUCAAUCGCGCUCUUCACUGAGCUGCAGAUAGUGUUCGAGAUGAUAUCAAUCGGAACCCUCCUGGCCUUCUACCUGGUGGCCAACGCGCUCAUCUACCACCGGUACGCCAAGGUCGGCGCGACACGGCCGCUCCACGUCCUCCUCUUCCUGCUGCUCCUGACGCUGAGCUCGGUCGGCUUCUCCCUCGCGAGGAGGAUCGACGGGAAGUGGCGAUGGGGGAUGGCAUUGUUCGGAGCGACGUCGGUGGUGGUCGUUGCAAUCUUCCACUGCACAGCGCGACAGGGCGUGGCCGGGCCACCGUCGGAGUGGACGGUUCCGAUGAUGCCAUGGCCGGCUGCCGCGUCCGUCUUCCUGAAUGUGUUCCUCAUGACAACCCUGAAGGUGAGGUCCUUUCAGAGGUUCGGCAUCUGGAGCCUGGUGAUCACCAUCUUCUACGUGUGCUACGGGGUGCACUCCACAUACACGGCGGAGGAAAAUGAGAUUGUCAAUGCAAUGAUUCAUGACGGCAAUGCAGACAUAUUAUCUUAGCGAUUAGCGUCGUAACAAUAAUAACAUGGACAUAAGCUUACCUGUCUCCUUGGAAAUGUCCAUUGCCUUGCCCUAAAAAAGAUGCGGGCAAAAGGGAGGUCGCUUUAGCUUUAUUAGGUUAAUCCCUUCUUUUCCUGCUUUUGUGCUUGCUCACUGGCCAAAACUGUUUGCCUGUAACUUUGCUUUUUCUCUAGGCAUAUAUGCAGGAUAGUGCAGGGCAUGUGGCUGUUUGAUCAAA